CAUCUUCCAACCGCAUACCAAUGGUCGAGGCCCACAAUGACAACUUCGACGCAUUCCGAGACUGUCUAUUCUCGGCUGUCGUGGACAAGUCCGCAGGGAGCACUCGAAGAGUGUCCAAGCGUGCCUCCGUAGGGAAGAAGACCGCCACCCCAAAGCAACCAACUACAGAGAGCGAUCCAUCUGAGCUCGCCGAAUUCUCCGACUACUUGGCCGCCGAGAUCUUCAGUAGUCUUCCACAAGAGCUGCAGGAUCUGUCGUACCAUGGCCUCCAGGACAAUAUUGAACUGUCCGAGAAAUGGUCACUGCCCUUGACACUGUCAGUAUUCGAGGAAGUAUCAAGCCACGUUCCGGGAGGCAUCACCGACAGCUUGACAGCUUAUGGACUUAUCGAGCCUCCCAAAUCAGAUCUCCAGUCAUUCAUAGCCCCUGUGCUGUCUGCAUAUGUCGGUGCUGUGACGACGCCGCCGCCGAAAUGGACAGAAACGAGGACCAAUGCUUGCGAGAUCUGUGAGAGAGACUGGGUGCCCAUGACUUACCACCAUCUCAUACCUAAGCAAAUACACGUCAAAGUCUUGAAAAGAGGCUGGCACGAAGAACAUCAGUUGAACAGCGUGGCUUGGCUGUGUCGUGCCUGUCACAGCUUUAUCCACAGGAUGGCUUCGAACGAAGAAUUGGCUCGUGAAUGGUAUACUGUCGACAAAAUCUGUGAAAGGGAAGAUGUUCAAAAAUGGGCACAGUGGGUUCGGCGGGUUCGCUGGAAGAAAUCCUAAGCUUGGGACAGACAUGGUAGCUGUUACAGACGUCCAAGUCCAAUCCACUUGGUCUAAUCAUGGGCACCAGAUUCUCGUCAUUUAGGAGAGGACGCUCCUCUGUGGUUUGUCCCUGGGAGGGCACUGACUGAUGUUCAUGGUCUCCUUGCCGAAAGUCAAUCGCAGAUGCCACUCUUUUGAGCCACCCUGCCUUGAAGUUCAGCAUCUUUUUGACGCCAUUUGUCUUCCCUGCAUUGUGGCCGCACUAGCAGCAAUCCAGGAGCAAACAGGUCUGCAUCUUGCGCUUGCACAACCAGAGCAAUUCAUGACAAGCACAAAGCUUCACAGAUAUGCCUUGUGAGGACUGAGCAGCUGUAAGAAGGCUAC
This is a messenger RNA of Exophiala xenobiotica, 1136 nucleotides long. RefSeq lists its product as uncharacterized. The transcript has a single exon. The coding region runs from base 21 to 770 and encodes 249 amino acids. The record is from RefSeq and is a predicted model, not a curated record. NCBI's taxonomy places the organism in Eukaryota, Fungi, Ascomycota, Eurotiomycetes, Chaetothyriales, Herpotrichiellaceae.